Messenger RNA from Anolis sagrei ordinatus, 2991 nucleotides. It is a transcript of the gene DCLRE1B, whose product is annotated as DNA cross-link repair 1B. The record is from RefSeq and is a predicted model, not a curated record. Gene Ontology annotation, biological process: double-strand break repair via nonhomologous end joining; interstrand cross-link repair; telomere maintenance. NCBI's taxonomy places the organism in Eukaryota, Metazoa, Chordata, Lepidosauria, Squamata, Anolidae. Gene Ontology annotation, molecular function: 5'-3' DNA exonuclease activity; damaged DNA binding.
AGGGGGCGCUGUGGCGCUUAGGCGCGGGAAGUUUUUCAAAGCUCUAGUUCCCUGUUUGGCGGGAAGGGAAACCUAGUUGUUUCUUUCCUUGCAGCGGUGGAAGGCGCCUCUAGGAUCCAGCCCUGGUUCUCCCAAGUCGGCAAGGGAAGGCGUUUUGGCACCGCGGAGACCUUCCCGUCCCUCUUCCCACAUUUCCUGCAACGCUGACAGACCUGGAGGGAUGAAUGGGACUCUGAUUCCUGGAACGCCCAUCGCAGUGGACUUCUGGAGUAUCAGGAAAGCUGCCCAGGCCCGCUUGUUUUUCCUCUCCCAUAUGCACACGGACCACACAGUGGGGCUGUCCAGCACCUGGAACCGGCCUAUUUAUUGUUCUCCUGUUACUGGCCAAAUCCUGCGCCUCAAGCUGAAGGUGGCUGAUCAAUGGAUCCAUCCUCUAGAAGUGGGAGAGAACCAUGUCUUGGUCUUGGAUAAGAUUGGGAAAGAGACCAUGACAGUGACCUUGAUUGAUGCUAAUCACUGUCCUGGAUCUGUCAUGUUCCUUUUUGAAGGCUACUUUGGAGUCAUCUUAUACACAGGUGAUUUCCGCUACUCUCCAAACAUGCAGCAAGAGGAGGCUCUGAAGAAUAAAAAGCUUAUCAACACUUUGUAUCUGGACAAUACCAACUGCCAUCCCAGUUCUGUCUUACCAUCCAGAGAAACGGCAACUGAACAGAUCAAAGAACUGAUUAGGGCCCAUCCGUCUCACCUAGUUAAGAUUGGUGUCUACACUUUGGGAAAGGAAUCCCUCUUGGUAGAACUGGCCCACGAAUUCCAUACUUGGGUUGUAGUGAGUCCUCAGAGGCUGGAACUCAUGCAUCUGCUGGAACUGGAGGAUGUGUUCACCUCUGAGGAAGGGGCAGGGAGGAUUCACGCUGUGGAUUUUUCUGAAAUCCGCCAAGCAACUAUGAUCAGCUGGAAUCAGAGUCACCCAACCAUAGCCAUUCUCCCCACCAGCAGACAAGUGAAAAUCAACCAUCCCGAUGCCUAUGUUGUACCCUAUUCAGACCACUCCUCUUUCCAAGAGUUGCUGGAGUUUGUAGCUUGGCUAAAGCCUUGUUCCAUAAUCCCAGUGGUAAACGGCGAGGCAUGCCAGAUACAUUUCGAGCAAUAUUUGACACCUUGGAAUGGUUCCAUUCUGGAGUCCAGAGUCCCUGAAUCAGUAACAAGAUUCAUGCAAAGUAGCAGGGAGUGGGAAAAGCCCUUCAAAGUGCAAAAACAGACUUCCGCUGACCGAGUGCCUAGAGGAGUUUUGUUUGAAUCCUUAGAAGAAUGUAUUAAUCCCAUUGAAAAUGACUGCAGUGAAGAAAUGCCCCAGCAAAGCUGCUCAGAACCCACGAAAGGGUGUGUGCCUUACUGCAAAGAAGCGUGUGUUGAAUGUGAGGAGGCGAGAGAAAGAAAUGAGGCAGAACCAAAAACCCUUCAAAGCCAACAAGAAACUUUACCAAUGCAAUCUCCUUGUGUAACGUCCACACAAAAACUAGACAAGUUCCAUCAGUCUCAAAAAUGUCACACUACUCCAGAAGCAACACACACACUCUCUUUAUCAAUGUCAAAGCAGGAGGCCUGUUUCACAGUCAGACAGUUCCCUUUAGGGAGUGACAAAUUGUGCCGUUUGGCCACAGAAAACCGUGUUCCCUCAGCAUCACUACAUCCCCUUCAAGCUGAGAUACAGGGCAAGUUCACACUAAAGUUCGAAGCAUUCCAGCCUCUCAGUGACCAGCCUUCACGAAGCCUUCUCCCAGAAUAUGAUAUGUGUCCACUCAACAGGCCAAAGCAAUGGUCCGUCCAUGACUUUGACUGUCAGGUUGAAAAUUACUUAAAAAGAGGGAAAAAGUCUGCAUGUGUGGACCAACGCAAAUUUGUGUUCAGGUAAAAAUUUCUGGUAAAACCAAAACCUAGGAACCAAAUCCCAAGAGCAAAUAGUAACAGAACAAUCUUAGUGUUACAUUUCUCAAGUUGAAUUUGUAAGAUUUUAUCAGUCAUUGGUAAUGAAAAUAAAUUGCAACCAACUUGGUUGAGAAGAAGAGCUAGAACUAAAAGCUGGGUGGUUUGUCUCAAUGACCCUUUCAGAAAUUUUGCACAGUUUUUUACAAGUUCCUAUGAACAUUAAGUGUUCAUGUUCAUGUUAAGCUUAUGCUGGAGAAGUAAUCCUAUCCCCUUUCAAAGUUUAUGAAAUACUGAAGUGUUCUCUUUUUUGCCUGUGAAUUAAAGACAGUUUUAGUCAUUACCUCUAAUGAGUAUUAGUGUCUUGAGAAGGAAAUUUAAAAUAAUAACUAGCCCCAUUUUUAUGCAAUUCUUUGCUCAUUUGGAAAACACGGUCACAUACAUUAGUGCCUUAGGCCUCUUACAGGCCCUUGCUUUCUACACCAUCCAUCUAAAAUGAGAGAAAUGCAGAUUUUAUCAUAUUUAUCACAUCUUCAUCUAUUUUAUUUAUUGUGUCAGAAGGAAAUUGAGAAUACAGUUAUAAUGUAUAAAAAACCACAAACAAAGUUAACCUUUAAAUCUAAGGGAAAACUAAAACUAGGCAAGUUGAUAUCCCAUUUGCUUGGUUCCAAGUACUGGGAUUCAACUCCACACUACCCAAGUCUCAAGUUCUCAGUGAGGAACAGUUUAGUUAGCUUAGAAUAGUCUGAGGGUUUCCCUUCCUCUAUGUGUGUAUUUUGUUCUCUCUGUUUCUGCUCUCAUUCUGAUUGGUUGUGUAGAAUGGAUAGUUUUUUACUGCAAGUCUUUUAAACCUGACUUCUGUGUCUUGCAUCAGAUAACUGGUAUGUGCUGUGUGCUUUGAGAUCUCUCUCUGCGUAUGUGUCUGAGAGAUGUAGUGAUUGGUGUUUUCCCCCUUUCUUUAAAACCUUAGAAGAGAUGGGUGUCAGAGAAGCUCAGACCCAGUUUUUUACCAUGAAGAAAUGUAGUUAUUUCUUUAUUAUUGUAAAUAAAACUUUUGUAAUUUUUAAA